AGUACAGUAUGUGGCAUUAUCAAGCUUUCAAGAUGAUGAAAUUUACAUUAUUUUUUGCCUUAGUAUAUCAGAUUGCUCAGAUUACUCAAGGGUUUGUAACAUUCAGUGGAAUCAAUAAUCUAAUUUGGACCCCACCAGGUUGUGUAGCAUGUUACCAAAUUGAAGGCAACAACUAUUUUCAAAGUUUAAGCAAAUUGAGACCUCACUGUGCAGAUAAAGAAAUUAAUGACUACAAUGGAGUACAGAGCAAGUUCUUCCUCCACCAUAUUUGUGAAUAUCAGACUGGAACUGGAUUUAGUGACAAAUACAAAGCUCUUCAAAAGCAUGGGAACUUGAUUUUACAAAAAUUUCAAAAAUGCUUCAGUAGAAAACUCCCAUCAGUUGUAAGAAGAAAACUAGAAGACUUUACAUUUGAAUUUGAAAAUGCAAGGAAAAGAUGUGAAAAUGAAAAAUUUAUGGAAAGUAAGUCUGAAUUUAACACAUCAAACUUGAAAAAAAUAAUUUUUGAUACCAACCAAUCUAUUUUUAGAGGGGUUGAAAGGCAUACGUCAAAUUUACUCUGAACCACAAUCUAUACCUCUUCAAAAUCAUAAAAGAAUUCACAAACCAAAGAAUCCUACAACAGUGGAAUACAGUGAAAUUAUGCAAGCACCCACAUCCCCCAUUAUUGAAAAUGAGGCGAACAUGACUUAUCUAGCACCUGUAGCUCCCAUAGAAGACUUGAAAGAUGAAUUUGAAGAUCAACCUGCAUCACUAACUGAUGAAGCAGCGAGAUUAGAUGAAGCAAAGAAUGAAGAAAUUAUUUCAGAUCAUGAUUCUACUCUAAUUGAAAAUGUUGAUCCAGCACUUUUAGAGCCUUCUACUGAGGAGCAAAUUGAGGAUCAGUCUAUAUUACCAACUAAUGAUGAAUUAGUAAAUCAAGUCAAGGGAAAAAAAUUGAAUGCAGAAAAUGAUCUUACUCCAGUUGAAAAUGCUAAUUCAACACCCACAACAUCUGAAGAGAGACUUGUAGACCAUGUAGCAUCUUUAGCUGCUGGAACCUCAGAGGAUCAAGCCCAAGAUGAGGGGAUUGCUCUAGAUAAUUCUGCUCCUGGCGAGAAUGUUGAUACCACUCUUGCACAAGAUCACAUAGAAAACCCUGCAUCUCCGAUUGAUGAUAUGUCAGAGAGUCUAGUACAGGAUAAAGAAAUUACUUCAGAUAAUGCUUUUACUUCCAGUGAGAAUAUUGAUAAUACUCUUACACAAGAUUCUACAGGAAAACUGGAAGAUCAAUCCGCAUCUCCAAUUGAUAAUAUAACAGAAGGUCAAGUUCAGGAUGAAGAAAUUACUUCAGAUAAUGCUUCUACUCCUACUGAGACUGCUAAUGCUGAUAUUAAAGAAGAUUCUGAAGAAAAGCUAGAAAAUCAAUCUACAUCUCCAAUUAAUGAGGUAACAGAGAGUCAAGUACAGAAUGAAAAAAUUACUUCAGAUAAUGCCUCUACUCCUGCUGAGACCACUGAUGCUGAUGUUCAAGAUGAAGAAAUUACUUCAGAUAAUGCUUCUACUCCCACUGAGAUUGCUAAUGCUGAUAUUAAAGAAGAUUCUGAAGAAAAGCCAGAAAAUCAAUCUACAUCUCCAAUUAAUGAGGUAACAGAGAGUCAAGUACAGGAUGAAGAAAUUACUUCAGAUAAUGCUUCUACUCCUGCUGAGACUGCUGAUGCCGAUGUUCAAGAUGAAGAAAUUACUUCAGAUAAUGCUUCUACUCCUACUGAGAAUACUGAUGCUAAUACCAUGAAAGAUUCUAAAGAAGAGCUGGAAGAUCAAUCUGCAUCUCCAAUUAAUGAUAUAUUAAAGGGUCCAGCACAGGAUGAAGAAAUUACUUCAGAUAAUGUUUUUACUCCCAGUGAGAAUAUUGAUAACACUCUUGCACAAGAUUCUAUAGGAAAACUGGAAGAUCAAUCUAUAUCUCCAAUUGAUAAUAUAAUAGAAGGUCAAAUUCAGGAUGAAGAAAUUACUUCAGAUAAUACCUCUACUCCUACUGAGACUGCUGAUGCUGAUGUUCAAGAAGAUUCUGAAGAAAGGCCAGAAAAUCAAUCUACAUCUCCAAUUAAUGAGGUAACAGAGAGUCAAGUACAGGAUGAAAAAAUUACUUCAGACAAUGCCGCUACUCCUGCUGAGACUGCUAAUGCUGAUGUUCAAGAUGAAGAAAUUACUUCAGAUAAUGCUUCUACUCCUUCUGAGAAUACUGAUGCUAGUACUAUGAAAGAUUCUAAAGAAGAGCUGGAAGAUCAAUCUGCAUCUCCAAUUGAUAACAUAACAGAGGGUCAAGUUCAGAAUGAAGAAAUUACUUCAGAUAAUGCUUCUACUCCUACUGAGACUGCUGAUCCUGAUAUUAAAGAAGAUUCUAAAGAGAUGGCAGAAAAUCAAUCUACAUCUCAAAUUGAUAACGUAAUAGAGGAUCAAGUACAGGAUGAAGAGAGUACUUCAGAUAAUACCUCCACUCCUACUGAAACUGCUGAUGCUGAUGUUCAAGAUGGAGAAAUUACUUCAGAUAAUGUUUCCACUCCUAUUGAGAAUACCGAUGCUAAUAUUAUAAAAGAUUCUGAAGAAAAACUGGAAGAUCAAUUAGUACCUCCAAAUGAUAAUAUAUUGGGGGGUCAAGUUCAAGAUGAAGAAACUAUUUCAGAUAUUGCUUCUACUCCUACUGAGAAUACUGUUGCUAAUACUAUGAAAGAUUCUGAAGAAAAGCUGGAAGAUCAAUCUGCAUCUCCAAUUAAUAUAUUAGAGAGUCCAGCACAGGAUGAAGAAAUUACUUCAGAUAAUGCUUCUACUCCUUCUGAGAAUACUGAUGCUAGUACUAUGAAAGAUUCUAAAGAAGAGCUAGAAGAUCAAUCUGCAUCUCCAAUUGAUAACAUAACAGAGGGUCAAGUUCAGAAUGAAGAAAUUACUUCAGAUAAUACCUCUACUCCUACUGAGACUGCUGAUGCUGAUGUUCAAGAUGGAGAAAUUACUUCAGAUAAUGUUUCCACUCCUACUGAAACUACUGAUGCUGAUGUUCCAGAUGAAGAAAUUACUUCAGAUAAUGUUUCCACUCCUAUAGAGAAUACUAAUGUUGAUAUUGUAAAAGACUCUGAAAAAAACCUGGACAAUCAAUCAGCAUCUCCAAUUGAUGAUAUAUUAGAGGAUCAAGUUCAAGAUGAGGAAAUUACUUCAGAUAAUACUUCUAAUCCUAGUGAGAAUGUUGAUACCUCUAUUACAGAAGGUUCUAAAGAAAAAUUAGAAGAACAAUCUGCAUCUCCAACUGAUGGCAUAGUAGAGGACCAAGUCCAGGAUAAAGAAAUCACUCUAGCAGAAAAUGUUGAUGCAAAGCAAACAGAUGAUACAUCUAUAGUAAAUGAUACAAAGAAAGAAAUGGUUUCAAGUAAUUCAGCUGAGAAUUUAAAUCCAACAAUCCCGGAGCCUUUUGAAGAAAAGCUUGAGCAACAACCUACAUUACUCAAAGAUGUUGGUUCAUUGCCAAUAGAAGCAUCUAAGAGUGAGUCAUUACCAUCAAGUGCAGAUACUAAUACUUCAUUAGAUCAAGUAAAGAAUGAGGAAAUCAUUCCAGACUCAAUGUCUACAAUUACAGAAGCCUCAGAAGAAAAGCUUAAGGAUGAAUCUGCAUUACUAGCUACCAACUCUGACCUUCCAGAUGAUUCUGGCAAGAAUUUUGAUUUGGAAGACCAAGUUCAAAAUGAAGAAGUAGUAUCUGAUCAUUCAUCCAUUUCUACUAUAAAGGAUCAAUUAGAGCCCUCAGCAAUUGAUUAUUCCCCUAAGGACGAUUCAACUCUUUCCACUGAUGAUUCUUUAAAACAAAAUGUUGGGGGAAAAACAGAUGCACAUGUUAAAAUUGUAGAUAAACGUAUUCCUCAAAGUACAAAUGCUCUCCCAGAUAAGCACACCCAGGAGCUUUUAACAAAUGACAACUCUCUAGAAAACCUUCCUGAAGUUGAGGGGAAAACUAUAACUCCUGAAAUCAUCACAGAAACUGAACCAAGUAACUCUUUACUAGAAGGUCAACUUGGAUUAGAAAACUCUGAUGAAACUUCAAUAGAGAAUGAGAAUAAACCAUCAGAAUCACCUUCAAAUGUUGAAAAAAAUGAAAAUGAAACUGAUGAUGACACAAUAGGCAACCCUUCAAACAACAAUGCCUUAGAAAAUUUAUCUGAAACUGGUAAUGUAAAUUCCUUUCCUAAAGAUGGUCUAGAAGACAAUCAAGAAAACUUGGCCAAUGGAAUUGAAAGCAGUGCUGGUAUCUUAGACACUAAUACACCUAUAACUGAUGCAAGUGAUCAUAGCAACUAUGAUUCAAGUGACACACAAAAGAUUGAUCAUAAUGAAACAAUUUCCUCACCACUAUCUUCAGAAAAUUCCAAUGAAGCAAAAAAUGUGAGUCAAGGACUGGAUCAUCUUAUUCAGAAUGAUUUACCCACCUCUGAAAAAUCUAAAAAACUUGACCCAGUUUCUGAACCUGAACCAAAUAAUGUACUCCAAGAAACACCUACCAACCUAGUUUCUGAUGAAUCAAAGGCCCAGAUACCUACCACAUCAUCAAAUAAUCACUCCUUAACCCCAAAUUCUUCAAAGAACCAGCCCACACUUCAAGAUGAUGUGUCUUUAGAAGCUGAAUCAACUCCCAAACAGACGACUCAUUCAAAAACUCCUGACAAUAAAACAAAAGGACCUAAAGAUGUACAGCAAAAUCAAUCUACAGCCCAAGAUACAAUCAAAGGUAGAAAAGAUGAAUUGAAUGAUGGUUACUCAAUUGAUCACAAUACUAUUGAAAAAUUAAUUGAGUCUCAAAAUGAAGAAGAUGGUCAUCUUGAGAUUUAAAAUAAAGACGAUCCUCUAGAUGCAAUAAAUACAUAUAUUUGGUAAUCUUUAUGCCUAUUUAGAUUUUAUAUCUGCAGUUUGUCAACUCAUACAUAUAUUCUAUUCUUAUUCAUUAAAAUCUCGUUAAUACA
Molecule: messenger RNA, 4982 nt
Organism: Planococcus citri (citrus mealybug)
Lineage: Eukaryota; Metazoa; Arthropoda; Insecta; Hemiptera; Pseudococcidae
Product: mucin-17-like
Exons: 10
Coding region: 643-4851 (1402 amino acids)
Source: RefSeq, a predicted model, not a curated record